Emericellopsis atlantica is the source of this 2594-nucleotide messenger RNA. RefSeq lists its product as uncharacterized. The coding region runs from base 153 to 2480 and encodes 775 amino acids. The transcript is spliced from 3 exons. The record is from RefSeq and is a predicted model, not a curated record. NCBI's taxonomy places the organism in Eukaryota, Fungi, Ascomycota, Sordariomycetes, Hypocreales, Bionectriaceae.
UGCACGCCACCAGAGUUGAGCCGACAAGUGCCCCUCCAACUUGGCUAGGAAACGAAUUGAAUCGUCUCGUCUGGGAGGUCUGAUUAUUUAUCGAGAAUCCGCGGUCCAUAUCAUGUCGCGCAUGCCGCUGCCGGCCAGACGCUCCCGCGACAAUGUGGCACCGACUCUCCAGACAAUCACCAGCGGCCACUCAUACCACCACCACGACCACUACCACCACCACUACUACUACCACCACCAAGGCGCGAGACGACCCCGACAGCCAGUUCUGGCAGGACAGAUUCGAGGAUCGAAUUAAGCGCCUUGCAACAUCUGCUGAAGCCGGCAACCGACCCCAUCGCUUCGAGAUUCAACAGGGCAAGGCUGUGCCCAGCUCAAGCGACUCGCCUCUCGCUUCGCGCGAGUACCUGGGUGCUGACGCGCCCGAAAAUAACAGACCAAGCUCCGCCUCUUCGUCGACACCAGAAGCUGCGCCUCGACCGCGACAAUUCCCACGAACCUCAGAGUGGCGCCAGAGUGUCCUGCCGGUACCCCCUCCACCUGUCAACGGCGACGCUGCCGUACCAAAACUGGUGGUGAGCGACGAUCAUUGCGACAAGAGGCAACCCGGGAGCGACGAAAUGGCGAGCCUGUAUUACACACAGCAUGAACCACAGCAGCAGCAAAGGGCGAUCAAUACAGAUGGAGUGUCGUUGCCAAGCUCCCCUGAGCUGAGCCCAGAGGACAGCCCGCACUACAAUGACAUGAAUGUCUCGCCAAUGGAGGAGGAUGACGCAGAUGUGUCUCGACAGUAUUUCACAAAGGGGCCCAACCCACUGGCGCAGCACCCUGCUGCUGCUGCUGCUGCUGCCGCCUCCCCAACAGCACCCACGCCCGCUCGUCGUUCCAGUGCUCAACACCCGUCCAGCAGUAUUCCCACGAUGAAAAGGCAGCAGCAGAAGCUGAGCGACGCUGAUGCAGUGGCUCCAAGACCGCGAGCAAACCGCGACACGCACCUGAGGGCUGGGACCCCUCCUAUAGCAUCGGGGCGCACAUCGCGCAACGCCGUCGGAUGGGAGGAUCCUACCGACCAAAUGCAUCCUCGACCAGAGAGCACCGAACCCCGCGACGAAGCGCACAUGUACGGCAUGACGACCACCGUAACGGCCCAGCUCGGCCAGCGCUCGAGGAACCACCCGCCUUCGCUAGGCCAGCGCGUGCGCCAGCAGCUGGGGAAGGGAAAGACGGAGCCCAUCGAGAACAGACCAGCAUGGCACGGCGCCAGCGGUAGGGAGACUGUCGUCAAGCCUGUCCAGGACAACACCAGUGCGCCGCCGUUGCAGGUACCGCCCAAGAGCAGCAAGCGGGCAGAGCGGGCGAGGGAUGCGCGCGCACAGGGGCAGCAUGCUCAUCAGCCUGCACGGCAAAGUCAACAGGCGCACGACAUGGCGCAUGGCUCAUCUAAAAUGGCAGCCUUUCGAAAGUUCAUGCCCCAUCGCCACAGCCAGGUACCACCUCAACCCCACGGCCGGGCCUCCGCCGCAAACGAGUCUGCGACAGGCAACGUCGCAGCUGUAAACGCCACCACCACCACCAUAACAAACGAACCAGGCAUGGACAUAUCUUCCUCCAUAAUAGAGGCACCCGAUUCCCCGCCACGGAUUCGGGUCUCGCCCCAUCCCCCUCGACUAACGAUUCCCAACCCGGACAAGGCCAUCAAGCGUAAGCCCCCGCCCAACGCUGCCAACAGCCCAGCGCACGUCGUCCACCCGUCCAUCUCCAGCUCAGUCUACUCAACACAGCCAGAGCAGCCGACCCUGACUGCCUCGCCGCAUCAGAUCACGUCUACUCCCCCGCUACUGGAGGACUCCUGGACGCAGCCCCCGUCGCGAUUCAGCACCACCACGUACGCUACAGCUGCGAACGACGCGACCUCUCGACGCUCCAACGAGGAGCAAGUGCCACCUGUCCCCGAGCCGGCGUCUUCCGUGAUGGAUCGUAGGAGACCCGUCCCCGGACGAGACAGCCCGCAGACGGUACCGCACGAACCCCUGGUGAUUUCGCUCAAGUCGGCCACCACGUCCGACCAUGCCAGCACGCCACGGAGCAUCGCGCACGACAAGACAGACGGGCGGCCCAUGUCCAUCAUGUCGACGAGCAAGGAUCUGCCCCCGGCGCCACCAGAAAUGGUCGACACCAAGGACCGCGUCGUGCUGCUCAACACCAAACUCGAGGCGCUGGCCCAUCGACGCAACAACAUCAACCGGAGCAUCAAGAAGAUGACGGAGCUCAUGCCCGCCGACCGACUCUUGGCUAGCCACGAGGUGCUGCGCAAGCGCGAGGAGGAGAAGAAAAAGGUCGAGGCUCUUCGCGAGGAGCUGGCAGAGGUGCAGAGGCAGGAGUAUGAGCUGGGCUUGAAACUGCACCGUGCGUACAAGCGUCAGGAGCGCGAGGCGAACUACGAGACCGGCACGCUGUGGGUCAGGAGAGUCACGAGCUAAGUUUGGCCGAUGCCUUAUGGAUGGAAGCAGGAGAGGCCGUAUGAAUGAGGGAGCAUCAAAGGGCCGUUUCUUUUCUUUUCUUUCUCUUGUCUGUUUAGCGUGUUCAGCAUACCA